UACGACAGAUGAGGCGGCGGCAUCGAAGACGGAAACGCACAAAAAAGUAUAACGUCCAUGGAACAGUUUGCACCUCGUUGUCUUAGCUAGUGCAUGCUCCCAAGUCCCAAGCAAGAAGGCAAGAAAAUGGCCGGCUCUGACAGCGCCCGCCGGACGCCAUCCCUGCCGUGGACGGUGCGCGUGCAGCUGGCCGCCCUCGGGGCCGCGCACCGCCGGGACGGUAGCGUCCGGCGCCUCCUCUUCUCCCUCGGGGACCUGCACGCAGCCGCACGGCCCCGCCCGGACGCCUCGGGCGUCCGCUCCGCCGACGUCACCAUCGACGCCUCCCGCGGCCUCUGGGCGCGCGUGUUCUCCCCCUCGUCCGCGGCCGCCGACGCCCCGCUCCCCGUCGUCGUCUACUUCCACGGCGGCGGGUUCGUGCUCUUCUCCGCGGCGUCGCGCCCCUACGACGCGCUCUGCCGCCGGCUCUGCCGCGAGCUCGGCGCCGUCGUCGUGUCCGUUAACUAUCGUCUCGCUCCACAGCACCGCUUCCCCGCCGCCUACGACGACGGCGUCGCCACGCUCCGCUACCUCGACGUCAACGCCCUGCCGGCCGACCUGGCUGCCGUCCCCGUCGACCUCUCAAGCUGCUUCCUCGCCGGCGACAGCGCGGGUGGCAACAUCGUUCACCACGUGGCCCAGCGCUGGGCGUCCAUGCCAGCGACGUCACCCCCCGUAAGCGUCCGCGUCGCCGGCGCCGUCCUGAUACAGCCGUUCUUCGGCGGGGAGGAGCGGACGGGCGCAGAGGUGGCACUCGACAGGGCUAUCCCCUCUCUGUCCAUGGCGGUGACGGAUCACUUCUGGAGGGAGUUCUUGCCGGAGGGCGCCACCCGGGACCACGAAGCGGCACGCGUGUGCGACGAGGGCGUGGAGCUGGCCGAGGCGUUCCCUCCCGCGAUGGUGGUGGUCGGCGGGUUCGACCUGCUCAAGGACUGGCAGACGAGGUACGUCGAGACGCUGCGCGGGAAGGGGAAGGCGGUGCGGAUGGUCGAUUACCCGGACGCCAUCCACGGCUUCCACGCGUUCCCGGAGCUCGCCGACUCCGGCAAGCUCAUGGAGGAGAUGAAGCUGUUCGUCCAAGAGCAUAGGUCCAAGCGUGCGGUUUAGGUGGUCCUUGUUUGGUGAUGGAGGCUUCGGAGAAUUGGCAUGAAAUUUCUGUAAGAUCACGUACUUCUCGUUCUGUAGUUCCCAUGUUGGGCGUUGUUGUUUCCGUGCACCGUGCACUUGUGGAAUAUGACUUGUGUUGCAACUUGCAAGGCUAUUGGACAUAGGAUAGAAUCUACACCACGGUACUAGCUAUCAUAUCGGGUCAAGAGUUGAUACCAGGCACUUAUGAGUCUAUACAAGCACAAGCACACAUCCAAGUAGCUAGUUCAUCACUUUAAUUCUACCGCAUCCUUCU
Phragmites australis (common reed) is the source of this 1441-nucleotide messenger RNA. Its product is annotated as probable carboxylesterase 18. The record is from RefSeq and is a predicted model, not a curated record. The transcript has a single exon. Lineage: Eukaryota; Viridiplantae; Streptophyta; Magnoliopsida; Poales; Poaceae. The coding region runs from base 94 to 1146 and encodes 350 amino acids. Gene Ontology annotation, molecular function: hydrolase activity.